This is a messenger RNA of Akanthomyces muscarius, 1548 nucleotides long. RefSeq lists its product as uncharacterized. The transcript has 2 exons. The record is from RefSeq and is a predicted model, not a curated record. Gene Ontology annotation, cellular component: mitochondrial inner membrane. Gene Ontology annotation, molecular function: A2-type glycerophospholipase activity. NCBI's taxonomy places the organism in Eukaryota, Fungi, Ascomycota, Sordariomycetes, Hypocreales, Cordycipitaceae. The coding region runs from base 1 to 1548 and encodes 515 amino acids. Gene Ontology annotation, biological process: cardiolipin acyl-chain remodeling.
AUGCUCAGACAGCAAAAAGCUACCGUCUUCUUCCAACGUUCGCGCAUCACCUUGGCAUCGUCCUUUCCCACCGCCUCCAAGAUUGCCAAGAUGGCUGCCGAAAAUGGCUCUGCGCGCUCCCAGCAGGAUGACACCAGCCAAAUAAAGCAAACACGAGAGACACGCCCGCCCUCGGUCUAUUUCCCUCUUGGCUACAAAGAAGCCGCCUAUCAAUGGUGGACAAGCGUCACACCUCCCAUGGUUGAGCGCAAAGUACUCUCCUUCAUCCCGACCCUGCGAGAAGCCGCCGACAGCGCCUCGAACCCCAAUGCGUCGUCGGCGACGCCCGACCCUCUCGGCACGCGCGUCUGGCGCCGCACAAUGGUGCAGCUCUCGGGUAAGAACCGCGCGCUCAACGAGGUCUGCGUCGAGAAGAUUGGCGACAAGACCGAGGAGACGCUCGUCGUCGUCCACGGCUACGGCGCCGGGCUCGGCUUCUUCUACAAGAACCUCGAGCCCAUGUCGCGCAUGCCCGGGCUGAAGCUCUACGCCCUCGACAUGCUCGGCAUGGGCAACUCGUCGCGGCCUGCCUUCCGCAUCCAUGCCAAGGACCGCGAGCAGCAGGUCGUCGAGGCCGAGGACUGGUUCAUCGACGCCCUCGAGGAGUGGCGCCAGAAGCGCAAGAUUGAGCGCUUCACCCUCCUCGGCCACUCCCUCGGCGGCUACCUCGCCGUCUCCUACGCCCUCAAGUACCCCGGCCACCUCAAGAAGCUCAUCCUCGCCUCGCCCGUCGGCAUCCCCGAGGACCCCUACGCCGUCAACGCCUCUAUGCCCGAGCCCGACGUGUCGACGCUCGAAAACGAAUUCACCCAGGACCAGCAGCAAGUCACCGAAAACGGUCACGACAGUGCCGCCGCCGCCAAGGCUGCUGCUGCUGCCGCCGCCUCGCCCAAGGCCGGCGGCGGCGCGCCCUCCGCCCCGAAGCGGCCGAUCCCCAGCUGGCUCGUCUGGCUCUGGGAUGCCAACGUCUCGCCCUUUAGCAUCAUCCGCAUGACAGGGCCCCUCGGGCCGCGCUUCGUCUCGGGCUGGACCUCGCGCCGCUUCAGCCACCUGCCCGCCGCUGAGUCCCGGGCCCUGCACGACUACGCCUUUUCCAUCUUCAAGCAAAAGGGCAGCGGCGAGUACGCCCUCGCCUACAUCCUCGCCCCCGGCGCCUACGCCCGCCGCCCCGUCAUCAACCGCAUCCAGGACGUUGGCCGCCAGCCCCUCCCCGGCAGCCCCGCCAAAAAGGAGACGGGCUUCCCCAUCGUCUUCAUGUACGGCGAGAACGAUUGGAUGGACGUGGCCGGCGGCCUUGCGUCCGAGGAGAAGCUGAAGCGGGCCAAGGAGGAGGCCCUCGUGCGCGCCACCGACGAGGAGAAGCGCAGCGAAAACGGCAGCGUCAAGGUCGUCAUCGUGCCCAAGGCCGGUCAUCACCUGUACCUCGACAAUGCCGAGUUCUUCAACGAUGCUCUGCAAAAGGAAAUGGAUGACGUGUACGCCACGUCGAAAAAGAACAACGAUCAUUGA